Molecule: messenger RNA, 2002 nt
Organism: Ylistrum balloti
Lineage: Eukaryota; Metazoa; Mollusca; Bivalvia; Pectinida; Pectinidae
Product: CD63 antigen-like
Exons: 5
Coding region: 244-936 (230 amino acids)
Cellular component (GO): membrane
Source: RefSeq, a predicted model, not a curated record
AGCAGACAGCAGUGGAGCUUUGUAGAGGAAGCCUGAAGAGACUGCAUUUGGACUUUUUAUAUGAUAUUUAUUAGUAGUUAGUUUCCAUAGAGUGUCAUUCACAUAUCUUACAAGUGAAAACAAUUUUUUUGCGGAGCUGUCGAUCCACAGUUAGUUUCUCAUUAGUGGCGGCGGAAAGUGCCCGAGUACUGGAAUCUCUGAUAUUGUGACUGUUGCUUCGUUUGUCAACCAACAACCGUCAAAAUGGUGGAAGGAGGCAUGAAAUGUGUCAAACUGCUUCUGUUUGCGUUUAAUUUUAUAUUCGUGGUGGUAGGAUGUGUGCUGAUCGGAGUAGGAGCAUAUAUUCAAUUAAAAUUCAAGGAUUACUUAAAUUUUGUAGAAGGACAGUUUAGUUCAGCAGCAGCACUGCUCAUUGCUGUUGGUGUCAUUAUCUUCUUCAUUGCUGCUUUUGGCUGCUGUGGAGCAUGGAAGGAAAAUUACGUCUGUGUUAUGAUCUUUUCUGUGUUGUUGGGCAUUGUCUUCAUCCUGGAGAUUGCAGGAGGAAUCGCAGGCUACGUUCUCCAUGACAAAGUGGAAGAUGGUGUCAAAACACUGAUGGAAGACUCCAUGAAACGUUACAAAGCUGACCCCACAAUCUGGGAUUUGGUCCAGAAAGACUUCAAAUGCUGUGGUACAAACAAUGCAACAGAUUGGGUAGCUGCAAACAACGGUACCUAUCCAAAAUCCUGCUGUAAACCAAAUACGAGUGCCACCUGUGAUGGAACAGGUGUAGAUAUUUACACUGAGGGAUGUCUGGAUGCUUUUGUUACCUGGGUGAAGGACAAGAUCUUCAUUGUUGGUGGUGUUGGAAUUGGUCUGGCAUUCGUACAGAUUGUUGGCAUCCUGUUUGCCUGUUGCUUCGGUCGGGCCCUGAAGAAGGAGUAUGAAGUGGUGUAAAACCACUGUCAGGAGUGUGCAAGACUUGACAAAUAAGGGAUUUGGUUACCAUCUGCUGCCCAAAGAUGAAACUUCUGGAAGCAUUCGUUAUCAACAAAAGCUUUCCAAUUUCUGCUGAAAAGUUAAAAAUUACAUGUUCUGUGAUGGGCAAUAACAAGUUUUCCAUCAUGUAUUUCAUGAAAUGCAUGACAUUUUUUUUAUUCAUCUUCUCACCCGUCAUUUCUUUAAUCAUGUGAAAAGGGACAUUUUGAUAUCAAAGAGUAUUAUGGUGCAUAACAUUUGAAGAAAUUUAUUUUUUCCAAAUAUAUUUUGAAUUGAUAAUUGGAAUUUGAUACAUACCCAGGUAUGUCCAACACAAAUAUAUUUCCAACUUUUGUCGUAACAUAAUCAUUGAACAGACAAUCACUGGCAUAGCACCAUUUUAGGGAAAUUGAUGCUAGUAGAAUACUUGAGAAAAUAGGGAAUCCAAGCUGAGAUAUAGAGAAAUUUAUUUUCUGUUAAAAAAACUGUUCUUUGUUGUAGUCUAUCUGAAGUUUUGAGAUUUGACCUUUUUGAAGGUCAGGAUUGGUAUAUCAGAGGUUGAGGGAUACUAUUUACUACAAUUUACUAACAAUCGCAUACUAUUACACUGCAUAUGUAGCUGUAGACUGUAACACAUAGAUAAAGGACAUAGUAUAUGAUGACCAGGGUAGUGACCUCAAAAUUUUAUUAUUAACGUCAAAAUGUAAAAUAGCCAUUUCAAUACCGAAAGCUAGAAAUGGACAGAUCAAGGUUGAAUAAUCAAAAAUACCAAUUUGAAGGUUGAAAUGUUGUAAAUUGUAUUUACACAGUGACACAAGUGAAAAUUAUAGGUCAAGGUUGAUCAAUUGAAAGACAUUUACGCAUUGACCAAGGUCAAAUUGACAUUCAAAGUUGAUUGGUCAUGUGAUCAAUAGUUGUUAAAAGAUGAUGAAACCAGUCAUCUUUCAGCUGCUUAGAGGGCCCAAUUAUCUGUUAUCAUUCUUAUUUUUUUUGUAAUUUGCUAUAUUUUCUGUUUGUAAAAGCAAUUAAAAUGCUUAAAAUUUCA